Molecule: messenger RNA, 4555 nt
Organism: Alligator mississippiensis (American alligator)
Lineage: Eukaryota; Metazoa; Chordata; Crocodylia; Alligatoridae
Gene: RHAG
Product: Rh associated glycoprotein
Exons: 10
Coding region: 79-1389 (436 amino acids)
Biological process (GO): ammonium transmembrane transport; ammonium homeostasis
Cellular component (GO): plasma membrane
Molecular function (GO): ammonium channel activity
Source: RefSeq, a predicted model, not a curated record
UGAACGAUGCUGCCCCAUUGAAGGCAAACAGCAAACCACUCUCUUUAUCAAGCCCUCGCAGCCUUCAGCUCCUUCCCCAUGCCUUCGUCAAGCUUUUCCACCAACAUGAGGUUAAAAUUUUCUGUCCUGGCGAUUGUUCUGGAGGUGAUCCUCAUUGCUUUAUUUGGGAUAUUUGUAAGAUACAAAGAAGUCAACAUUUAUCUACUCGGAGAAGACCAAACAGUACACAUUGAGCUGUACCCAUUUUUUCAGGAUGUUCAUGUGAUGAUAUUUGUUGGAUUUGGUUUCCUGAUGACUUUCCUGAAGAAAUAUGGAUUCACCAGUGUUGGAAUCAACAUGCUCAUUGCUGCUGUUGGUCUCCAGUGGGGCACCCUCAUGCAAGGGUUUUGGCAUAUGAAAAGAGGGGAAAUUCAUGUUACUGUUAAAAGCAUGAUCAAUGCAGACUUCAGCACGGCAACUGUCUUGAUUUCAUUUGGAGCUCUCCUGGGGAAAACAAGCCCAGUCCAAAUGAUGAUCCUAGCAAUUCUGGAGAUCACACUCUUUUCAUGCAAUGAGUACCUUGUUGUGGACGUCCUGAAAGCCACAGAUACUGGAGCAUCAAUGACUAUUCAUGCUUUUGGAGCUUACUUUGGUCUGGCUGUAGCCCGAGUCUUGUAUCGCCCUGGUUUGAAAAAAGGUCAUGAAAAUGAAGGGUCUUCCUAUCACUCAGACAUGUUUGCUAUGAUUGGCACUCUUUUCCUCUGGCUGUUUUGGCCCAGUUUCAACUCUGCCAUUGCUGCACCUGGGGACCCUCAAUACAGAGCAAUAGUUAAUACUUACUUCUCUCUAGCUGCAUGUACGGUCACAGCAUUUGCCUUCUCCAGCUUAACUGAGCAUAGAGGCAAGUUUGAUAUGGUUCACAUUCAAAAUGCCACCCUAGCAGGCGGAGUAGCAGUGGGGUCCUGUGCUGACUUGGGCAUCCAGUCUUUUGGCGCUAUGUUGAUUGGUUUUGUUGCUGCAAUCAUCUCUGUCAUUGGAUUCAAGUUCCUGACUCCAUUUUUUGCUUCUUAUCUAAAAAUUCAAGACACUUGUGGAGUCCAUAAUUUACAUGGUUUGCCUGGAUUACUGGGCGGGAUUGCAAGCAUCAUUGCAGCUGCGGUAAAAGUGGAACAUGCGCCAUUUCAUCCUGUUUCCCCUGGUAUGCAAGCUGCUGCCUUGGGUUGUACACUAGGAAUUGCACUAAUAGGAGGAGCGUUUGCAGGUUUAAUUCUGAAUUUGCCUUUCUUGGGUCAAGCCCCGGAUCAGAACUGCUACAACGACUCAGUUUACUGGGAGGUCCCAGAAGAAACCAAACAACUUGUUGAAAUGCCCAGUGAACAAGACACUCAGAGAUUUAAUAUCAACAUGUAGAUGGAUUUCUCCAUUAUUAACUUCAGUCCUAAUGGUGUCGUUUUCAGACAUUAGUGGUUUUCAAUAAGUAAAGGAAUGUAGAGAGCUAUAGUUUGGUAAGAUGAAAUAAGCUUUAAUAAGAAUAUAUUGUCCCUACCAAAUUUGAUAUACACAAUGCAUAUUUCAAGCUCCGUUGAAUUUAAAAGGCUUUCAAAUGCAUAUGCUUACCUAACAUUGAAAGCAGCUAACUGGAUUGCAAUAUUCCCUGUAUUUCAGCAAUCUAUCAUAACUCAAGUUCUUUAAGUUGAUUUCCCAUCUGUGUGUUUCUACCAUGCUUAGCGCCAAGGUUUCAUGUUUAGCAGCAAGUAUUCAGAAUCUGGAAUGAGACAUUUCUUUAGCAAGACAUGGAAAAGUUAGACCAGGAAGAAUUUCAUACCCUCUAAUCUAGUACAGGUAAACUGAGAGAGAAUAAAGAAAAGAUCUGUAGGUGUUUAUUUUGGUUUCCAAAAUGCUUUUUUACUAAAGACCUCCACACGAAACUGUUAUGAAACCAUGCCUACCUAAUGAGUCAUAAACCCUGUUGUGGAUUAAAAUCUGGUCAAGUAAUAGGAAAUAAAGUGAUAGGAAUUCACAACUAAUUUUAAGUGCAAAAAAUGGCUAUCAGCGAGGUAUCUAACACAGACAUAUGACAACUCUGUCUUCAGUAUACUUUUAAUGAUCUCAAUGAGUAAGUGAAUGCGAGGUGGGAGAAAAUGUAUUAUUAACACAAUAAUUUAGGUUAGUCAAAACCAGGUGAGGCAAUUCAGAAGCACCUUCUAAACCCUAUGUAACUGUGCAACAUUUUGUCUGAUGAAAUCUAGCAUUUUCCUGCUUAUGCAGGGGGUCGGACUCGAUGAUCUAUUGAGGUCCCUUCCGACCCUAACAUCUAUGAAUCUAUGAAUUGGCAAGCAGAAGAUGAUAUUUAUUGAGAGGCAAGCCUAAAGACUGACUUGUGUUCAUUGACUGGUUCUGAGCUCACCACACAUGCAAGAACAAGUUCUGGAUUGUUAAGACAGUCAUUGAAGAAGCAUGUGUGUCAGAGCAGAAUCACAUGUAAAAUGCCUAUGUGUCGCAUCUUGAAGUCUGAAAGUGCUUCAUCUGGAAAAACAACCCAGCCAGAAACAGGACAAAGGGCCAAGAGGACCAACAAAAAAUAAUAAGGCUCCAUUAAGUUCAUUAAGAAGAGAACUUAAGUGGAAGGACAAAAUUAAAAGAAGUUUUGAGCAAGCAUAAAACAGUACUACAGAGAAGCUCAGUUACGCAGUCCUUUUUAUUAUGUGCCAUUGUCCAAUUAAUAAGAGGCUUUCUGAUUAAAAUGAAAGGGAGCAAAUUUAAAAAUGCAAGAAAGUGUGUAGGACUAAUGAGUAGAGCUCAUUUCUUCAAGCUACGACUUAUGCCAAACAGAAGCACCAAUUAGAUUUUAGAAAGUGGUGUGAGCAGGAUAAAGCAGAUGAGCUUGCAAUGGCCUUAUAAGGACUGUUUUGCUUUAGGGCUGACAACUGAAAGUUAGUGAGGAAGUCCUUCCAUGAAGCUGAAUUUCAUUUAAAAAGUACUUACAUGUUCUUCUGAAUCAUCCAAUGCAGGACACCUUAAGAUAGGAUACUGGGUUAAACUGACCAGUAAGGUAAAACCACUGUGUAGUGUUUUAUAUAUAAGCUUUUAUCUAUGAAUUAAAUAUCUAAUUGUUUAAAUACAUUUUAAUACUAUUUUCAGAAAUGUUCAUUUUUGCAGAUAAGCAGGGCCACACUGUGUUAUUCUUUUUUGUCUGAAUGCUGUCUUGUAUCCAAAUACUCUAGGACAUGUAUUGUCUUUAAAUUGGGAAAGGCAAUAGGAGCAGGUCAAUAUAAAUGUUGAAUGUUUAAAGAUUUUAUAAAUACUCUGUGCCUACGUUAGAACAGCAAAGCUGCCCGUGGAUGGGCUGAUUGUACAUAUUUUAUACACAACAGAUGUAAUUCACUCCUGUGCAGAAAGGUAGCAUAAAGCCACUCUUAACUCCCACUGGGCUCAUCUACGUAAGAUGCUAUGUUGGUGUAGUGACAAGCUAUGGUACCGUAGCGUUGAUGGGCACAAAUCGUGAUGCUGACACUACUGCGCAGUAGCAACAAGCUACUGUAUAGUAGCUCAUUGCUACUGCUCAGUAGCAUGGGGAAAGACCCGUGAAGCAUCAGGACUGUGCAGUAAUCCCAGUUAAGCAAGUACUAAAUGAUUGUGCAGUAACAACUGCGCAGUCCAGUGGACAUGUAGAAGCACCCACUGACACCCCAUUUUGAGGAUUUCAGUGGGUUUUAAGUUCACCUUCUAUCUAAGGGUGAAUUUUACCCAUUUGAAGUAUUGACUUUCUGGGACUAGCAAAAGUAAAUGCUACUCAUUGGGCAUUUCUGCACAAGAUGUUUAGUGUCGAGUAGACAAAUUAGCUUGACAGUAAACAUCUCAUUUCUACAUGUGCAGCCCUAUUAGGCUGCAAGAAACUAAUUAACUCCAUAGCAGGGUAGUACUUGUAAAUACAAGUACUAUCCUGCUGUGGAGUUUUUUACUCCACAGCACCACACGUGUAGACACUAAAGGCUCUGGCUGAGGUGAAGGUGUUUCAGUGCAGGGAAUACCUACUAGUUAGCCCCAUACUGGAGCAUCCUCAUGUCCCAGCCAACCCCUCCUCAGCACAUUGAGCCACAUCAAAGCAGCCCUGGGCUGGCAGGCUGACCCUCCAGACCUCUGCCAGCCAAUGCUGCUCUGACUGUGCUCAACAUGGUGCAAUCCUGGGUGCAUAUGGAAAUGCAGUGCCCAGGAGCAAGAAUCUCUGGUGCAGUAAUUGCCGGGGUUUAUGGCAUUGCCUAAAUAAGCAGAUGUGGACUCGCCCAGUCUAAGAAAGUCUCAAAGAAUAAUCCCACAAUUAUAAUGUAACGGGCUGGAACGGGUUCCAAGGGAGGUGGUGUUCUCCCCUACCCUGGGGGUCUUCAAGAGGAGGUUAGAUAAGCAUCUAGCUGGGGUCAUCUAGACCCAGCACUCUUUCCUGCCUAUGCAGGGGGUCGGACUCGAUGAUCUAUUGAGGUCCCUUCCGACCUUAACAUCUAUGAAUCUAUGAAUGAGAAAGCACAAUUCAUCAAUUUGAAAGGAACUGCAAUCAAUAAAAUAAAUAUUUUUAUCCCUA